Molecule: messenger RNA, 390 nt
Organism: Aplosporella prunicola CBS 121167
Lineage: Eukaryota; Fungi; Ascomycota; Dothideomycetes; Botryosphaeriales; Aplosporellaceae
Exons: 1
Coding region: 49-207 (52 amino acids)
Source: RefSeq, a predicted model, not a curated record
AAAAAAAAAAAAAAAAAAAAAAAAAAAAAAAAUCGACAACUUCAUAUUAUGCUCGAGAGUUUUACUUCGCGCUACUACUACUUCCAUGUCAGUCUGUUUCGCCUCGUGAUGUUGCUAAACGUCACCAUCAUCCAGCGCUGGUGCUGGUUAUUGCCGUAUCAUGCUGUCGCCCUACCAACUACGGGAGCCGUUAUCAUGCGGGCUUGAUGUACUUUUCUAGUUCCUCAUUUGUUGCUUUCUCCGAGAGCGUCAAAACCCGCACCACAGGUUUGCUUCCUUGAUGAAAUCUGCUCGAUGCUUGUCGUGCUCAGUAAGUACCGGGUAAGAAGGUCUUUUGAACAUUCUGCGAGACCAAUUUUCAAUACGGAAAAGCGGGAAUACUAACACGAG